CUUAUCUUAGUUUCGUUGUCUUCCUCAUCAGAAUUAAUUAAUAAAAAAAAAAAAAAAUUCCUUUUUUCUAUGGAACCCAUCUCUGUGUAGACAUUGAGCCUCUCUAUCUCUCUUGCUUUUCCGACAAAACAUGGGAGAUUUCGAGAACAAAUCUCCCGUUAUGUCUGAAGCACAAAGAUCCGCACUUGUUAAGACUACAGUUAACAAAGAAGGAGAUCAUCAGUAUCAUCGCUGCAAGUCAUGUAAUGAAGGAAGCAGUUGCAGGACAGUGAGGUCAAGAACGAAGCUGAUGAACAUUCUAAUAGAACGCGGACGUCCACACGAGGCGCAGACCCUUUUCAAAUCCUUGUCAGAGACAGGACACAGACCGUCUUUGAUCACUUACACAACUCUCUUAGCCGCAAUGACGGUCCAAAAGCAGUACGGCUCCAUAACCUCUAUAGUCUCUGAGGUCGAACAGAGCGGGACUAAGCCUGACUCCAUCUUCUUCAACGCGGUGAUCAACGCUUACUCCGAGUCCGGUAACGUCGAAGAAGCCGUGCAAGCGCUGCUGAAGAUGAAGGGGCUUGGUCUGAACCCGACCACGAGCACGUACAACACUUUGAUCAAAGGGUAUGGGAUCGCGGGGCGGCCCGAGAGAUCCUCCGAGCUGCUGGAGCUUAUGCUGGAGGAGGACAGCGUCGAUGUGAGGCCUAAUGUAAGGACGUUCAACGUGCUGGUGCAAGCCUGGUGCAAGAAGAAGAAGGUGGAGGAGGCGUGGAGAGUGGUGGAGAAGAUGGAGGAGUGUGGGGUUGAGGCGGAUACGGUGACGUAUAACACGAUUGCGACUUGUUAUGUGCAGAAAGGAGAGACGGAGAGAGCUGAGAGAGAGGUGGUUGAGAAGAUGGGGAGGCCGAAUGGUAGGACGUGUGGGAUUGUGGUGGGAGGGUAUUGCAGAGAAGGGAGGGUGAGAGAUGGUUUGAGGUUUGUGAGGAGGAUGAAGAAGAUGGGAGUCGAGGCGAAUCUUGUUGUCUUUAAUUCGUUGAUCAAAGGCUUCGUUGAGGUCAUGGACCGUGAUGGCAUCGAUGAGGUUCUUACCUUGAUGAAGGAGUGUAAGGUGAAGGCAGAUGUAAUCACCUACAGCACUGUAAUGAACGCUUGGAGCUCAGCUGGAUACAUGGAGAAAGCCGCACAGGUCUUCGAAGAAAUGGUCAAAGCAGGAGUCAAACCAGACGCACACGCUUACAGCAUUCUAGCCAAAGGCUACAUCAGAGCCAAAGAGCCCCAAAAAGCCGAGGAGAUCCUCGAGACCAUGGUCGAGUCCCGCCCCAACGUCGUGAUCUUCACCACGGUGAUCAGCGGAUGGUGCGGCAUCGGAAGCAUGGAAGACGCGAUGAGGGUAUUUAACAAGAUGUGCGAGUUCGGCGUCUCGCCGAAUAUAAAGACCUUCGAGACGCUGAUGUGGGGUUACUUGGAAGCCAAGCAGCCGUGGAAAGCCGAAGAGGUUUUGCAGAUGAUGAAAGGGUUUGGCGUGAAGCCUGAGAACUCUACCUACGUGCUGUUGGCUGAAGCUUGGCGCGUCGCGGGGCUGGGGGAUGAGUCGAACAAAGCGAUCGAGGCGUUGAAGUGUAGAGAUAUUGAGAAGUUGGAGAAGCUUUACCAGAAACAGGCGUCGUCAGGGGGGUUUAGUCUUUUGCAGAUUCCUGUCGGGAAACGGGAGGUUCCGACAGCGAAAGCUGUGAAUCUUUCUGCUUGUAAACUCGGAGCUCGAGUGCCACCGAUUAUAUGCCAGAAGCAGUCACAAGCGCAGUUUGGGAUCAGUGGGCAGUUUGUGCAGUCUUGUACAGUGUUCUUGAACUGAAAAGGGACAAAACUGGCUUUGUCUGAAGCUGGAGAUUUGUAAUUUUACUACCUAAUCUUCUGUUUAAAAGAGUCGAUACUGUGAGAACUCUUACCAUAUGUACAUUACAAGAUAAUGAUCUUAUAAAAUCUAUUGUACAUUACAAAUC
Molecule: messenger RNA, 1988 nt
Organism: Brassica oleracea var. oleracea
Lineage: Eukaryota; Viridiplantae; Streptophyta; Magnoliopsida; Brassicales; Brassicaceae
Product: pentatricopeptide repeat-containing protein At5g25630
Exons: 3
Coding region: 131-1840 (569 amino acids)
Molecular function (GO): protein binding
Source: RefSeq, a predicted model, not a curated record